Ostertagia ostertagi is the source of this 870-nucleotide messenger RNA. NCBI's taxonomy places the organism in Eukaryota, Metazoa, Nematoda, Chromadorea, Rhabditida, Trichostrongylidae. The record is from the annotation of a GenBank genome assembly.
AUGAGCCAGCUCAGACAGGAUAUCCGCAUUUGCCUGCUGUACGAGUUCAAGCUUGGAAGCAGUGCCGAAGUCGCACUCAAGAACGUGGAGAGAGCGUUUGGCGAGAAGUGUACAACCAUUUCCACUGUGAAUAAAUGGUACAGCAGGUUCGAACGUGGCAUUGAAUCUCUGGAGAAUCAAUUAGGAUCGACUGUGGUAGACGACGAUGCCUUGGAAAAAAUGGUUUGCGACUAUCCAUACAUGACAAAUGCCGAUUUAGCAAGAUAUUUCGGUGUAAAUGCUGGAACAAUCACUAGACAUUUGCAGAACAUUGCACAAGGCCGAAAAAUGCUGUGCCGUCUAAGAGAACCUCGAAAGUUUCGGAAGUGUACCAUCAGUGCACGUGAUCGUUACGUUAUUCGUUGCGCUGAUUUAGAGCUGGAAUCAGAAGUCAGCGGAGAAGGGACAAGUGCUGAGACCACAGAAGAUGAGCUAGAACUUCUCAUCCAAGCUGGAUUUGGAACGACGAUGAGUUCAGGAUGGAAUGACAACGGUGUGUGCAGCGAGAGAUCAAGAGCGGAUGUCGCUUCAGACUCGCAACCGAACUGCAGUGGAAAGGAGAGAGAAGUGAUGAGCACAGCGAGUCAAGUACAGCCGCCCAGGCGAGCCCCUAAAAGAAGUUGGAGUCCAAAAAUUCCGCUGAAGGAUUAUGAACUGAGAGAAGCUUUGAUGCCUCUAGAGAGACCUAAAAAUCGUGUUGUUGUAAGAAGAAUGCCAGAACAAAGACGAACCCAAUUUGUAUUACCUGCCAGACAGGAAAAACCUGAAGAAAAAGCUCCUGAUAAGACGAAUGUCGUUCUGUGCCCCAGUGAUGACAAAAAACCUGGAGGU